UUCAAAACAACUUCCGCAUGUGGGAUGCACAACUUCCCCCAUAUCCAUACAUACCAAUGUUGGUUUUGGGACAUCAAAUAUCUAUCCUCGAUAUCUGUGAGAUAAGUGACCAUAUUUUGACAUAUAUAUGUACACAUUGGCAGGGAAAAUAUACGUAUGAGUUUCAUCUUGGGAAGUAGUAUCAGGAUCACGGGCUGGAGAUAAACACAAGAUGACUUCAACGUCGGAAAUACCAGCGGAAAUACUUGCUGGAGUGAAGCAAGCGCUGGGUAAAAACUAUGAACAUGGCCCGAUUAAACUGGUCAAGAUGAAUAAAGGCACUGAGCAGGAGGACAGAGUUUUGGCUCUCACUCAAUACAGAACCUAUGUGCUACUCUGUGCGGCAAGGACAAGGGUGGAGUUUAAAUUCAAUCACCUUCAGAUUGAUUCAUUGGAGAGUAAUAAACCACUCAAGCUGAAGUUUGGUUUUCCAAAGGAGAGAGACAGAGACAAAUCUCUGAGCUUCACCAUGAAGUCUAUCAACGACACUCUGGAUGUCAUAGAAUUCAUUCUCAAAUCUCUGCAAAGAGUGUUCCCUCUCACAAGCACGGAUAAACUAAUAAGAGAGAUCCACAUGGAGCCACCGGAACGUCGGAGUCACAUAGAGGCGCGGCUCAAUCGUUCGUCGAUGGUGGAGCAGGGACCGUGCGGAGGUUUUAGUCACAUGUAUAGGUUUAUGUGUGACUAUUUUGAUUUGCCUUAUCUUGCUGAAGUUGCCUGGGAUGUCGAUACUAUUUAUCUCUCUCAAGAUUGUAAAGAGUUGAGGAUUAAUGACUUUGAUGAUCUAGAACCAAAACACAUGUUGCCUAUCAUAGCAGUACUAAACUACAACACCUGGUUUACACAUCUCACAGUUGUCAACUACAAACUGACCUCUGAAGCCUUGAAGGAGAUCCCUAAGGUCAUCCGCUCGUCACAUACUCUUGAAAGUCUUACUCUAGAUGGGGUUGGGUUGAAAUGGGAUUUCCUGCAAGAGAUGAGCCUCUCUCUGACGGCGAACAGCCAGUCCAACCUCCGUAGUAUCAACCUCUCCAACAAUCCCGUUGAUGAUAGGGGGAUACGCCAUCUAUGUGGCCCUUUGCAGAAGAUGACCCAUGGACUGGUGGAACUUCGAUUGGUCAAGACUGGCAUGACAGCAGAAGGUGCUUCUCAUCUUGGGAAGGCUCUUGGAGAAAACAACUUCAUUCCUACAACUCUAAAGGUCUUGGAUCUAUCAGGAAAUGCAUUCAAGGAUGCUCAGCAUGGGAAAACAGGAUUAAGAAGGGAAGAUCGAUCCGCCCCAACGUUCAGCAAUUCAACCACAUCCUCUUUAGGUCGCAACCAGGGCAGAACGUCGAGAAUAUCCGCCUCUCUGCUCUCGGGUCUGUCCAAAAAGCGAUCAAGUCGCCGCCGGAGUAGAGGGAGUCUUUUCCUCUCUUCAGUAUCUUUUUGCAGUAUCCAGAACUUGUACAACUUCCUGUACCAGUCCAACGCCAUCACCCACCUGAACCUGGCUGACACAGAUUGUUCCCUGAAUCACAUCUUUGAAGCCCUUCACAAAGGAUGUUUCCUCAGCCUUGUUCAUCUUAACCUGUCAGGAACAUUUGCUCACAGCAAACAUCAUUCGGUAGUGCCAAGACAAGUGAAGAACUUCUUCACCGCAGCUAAAAGCCUCAAGACUAUUAACAUUUCCAGGAAUAGAUGCCCUCCAGCGCUAGUCAAAGAGAUCUUAGAAACCAUUGGUUUCAAUAAGGACUUGAAUAGACUGGAGAUUGAUCUGAGCAGUAAUGAGCUUGGUCAAGAAGGGGCAGAUGCCGUCAGCAGCUGUAUCUCGAUGCUCAACAAUGUCACAACACUCAAUCUCCGUGACAACGGCUUCAACGUUGCCAUGGUAUCAUUGGUUGCCUGGAUGGGACAGAACCAUUCCUUGGAGUGCAUUGACCUCAGUCAAAACAUGAGUCCAAGCAGCAAGAAAGCCGAUAGAGAGAAGGUAGUCGUUGCUCUGGAAGAAAUGAUCCAAAACCCAGACCUGCCUCUGCACACCAUCCUCCUGGCUGGCAACAGGUUCCGUCUGGAGACGCAGCAAUUGAUCAAUGCUUUAGGCAGUAACACCACUCUGCUCUCAGUCGAUCUCAGUGGCAAUGAAAUGAAAGACAUUGGGGCGCGACUGCUUGCCAAAGCCCUUCAGAUCAACAACAAGCUCCAGACAGUGGUCAUUGACAACAACAACAUUGGCCUACAAGGUUUCCAGGACCUUGCUCAAGCCUUGGAGAGGAACUACACCUUGAAGAGGAUGCCGAUCCCAACCACGGAUAUGAUGGCAGCCAUGCAGAAGAACCACGAGAAGCAUGAGAAGACGGAAGCAGCCAUCCAGAAGAUCCAGGAAUGUCUCCAGAGGAACCACAGUCCAAGGAAGUUCUCCAACAAACAAGCGUUCCUCUUACAAAGGGGUUUCCUCUAUACAACAGCUCACCAGAUGGUUGACAAGUUGGUUGUCCACAUAGAAGACAUGGCUACAGAACUGACCCAGAAAUCAGAUGCAGAUCUGCAAGAGAAGAUCAGCACAGCCAGAGGUCUCAUCGAUGAUGCCAACAACUCUAAAAAGAUAUAUGACGUCCUCCAGAACGUAGUUGGACGAUCAGAUGACGAGGAUUUGACUGAGAAACUAAGAGAGAUUGCUUGCCUUAUAGAAUCAGAAAUGGAAGCACGCCUAGAGCGUAAUGCCAAUGGCAUGGUAGACGGGACCAGCCAACUAUGUGGCUAUGUGAUGCAAGAUCGCUGUCUGUAUGAGAAGAUAGAAGAUACAUGUCGGGAGCAUUACAGACUACCUCCACGCUUCGUAGAGGACCUGGUAGAUCAGAUUAGUGCUGAGACUAGCAAUCAAUGCAGUGAAGCUAACCUGGCCAUGGCAUCCUUCAUAUCAGAUUCCAUCUUGGAUGAAAUUAUUGAACAACUCUCAACUGUGGAAGCUGAGCUGUCUGAUGAACUCAAGAAAUUCCGAGAUGAGGUCGCCAACGGGACGACGGUCCGGCAGGUAGAGAGCAUCUUUGAAGAUUCGAGAGAGGAGGAAGAGGAGGAAGAAGAUGACAGUAAAGAGGAGCAGGAGGAGGAGAACGAUGAAGAAAAGACAGAGGAGGGACAGGUUCAAAAUGAGGAGAAGGAGAACGUAGAGAUAAAAAUUGAGGAUGAAGGGUCAGCUGAUGGAAGUGACACCAACGAGGUAGCUCUUCAGAACGGUGGAACCGAGGUAUCAAAAACAGAUGAUGACGCAGGGGCAAGCAGUGGAGGACAGGCUUUGCCUGUAGCAAGUCUACCACAAAUGACCAAGAAACAGAAUAUACGAGUCCAGAGAGCCAAAAGCGUUAAACGACCUGUUUCUGAAUUACCAACUGGAAUCCCUGUGAUACCGAUAGAUAUAGAGGAGGAUAAACCAGAAGAAAGGCCAAGUCUCAGUCCUCUACCAGAUGUACAAUUACCAGACCUUCCAGAUCCUAAUCAGUCAGCAAAAGAAGAGACGGACUCAUCCAAGAGUUUCUCGACACCAAGGAGCAAACCCAAACCAAGCCUACUGAAACCUCCUUCAAAGUCACCAGGUUCCACCCCCAAGCUCGUAGAAUUUGAAAGUGUGUCGAACCAGGCAGCGGCCCCUCUUCGAGAUGUUCGAGCAGAUCGUCCGAGGGUUAGCCGUGCGAUGAGACCGGCCCGUGCCCGACCUGCCCCGCGUCCAUCCGAUCAAAACCCUGAGGGGAUAAUUGAAGAGGAGGAUGAUCUUUCAAAAAUGUGGAGCUCACCUACUGUUCCAGGGUUUGAAACUCAAGAAAGCCCAUCAUCAAGCCCAUCAGGAUCUCAGACUAGUCUAUCUGAAAGUAAGAAGUCAGAGAAGAAAAAUUUCUUGGGAGGCUUGUUUAGGAGAAAGAAGGAUGAGAAGAAGGACAGCAAAAAAGACUCUGACAAGAAAGAUAGUAAGAAAGAUAAGAAGGAAACAAAGAAGGAAAAGAAGGAACGGGAGGAUAGGGAGAAGAAGGAAAAGGAAGAGAGAGAAAGGAAAGAAAAGGAACAAAAGGAGAAGAGCAAGAAGAGCAAGACUCCACUCACACCCACUUCCUACAAAAGUGAGCCAGUAAUUGAUGACAUUGAUAGAGUUAGUAAAGCCGAACCUACCACACCUCGAUUCGACCUAUCCCCUGCUCAGGAUACUCCAUCUGAUGUGGGUGCUGAAAAGGAGAAAACAGACUCAACCGAAGCUCCAUCCAAACAUGACACAACGGAGGAUCAACCAAAAGACAAGAUAGAAGAGCUUACACCUGUUGCGCCACCCAAAAAGGCGCUCCGCCCUGUGACCGGUGUCAGCAUGUUUGGAGCCGAUGUCAUGCAGCAGAUGCAGCAGAGAAGAAUGUUCAAGUCUGCAAAUAAUGAGGAUGUAAAGGAAACUCCUGAGCCAAAGAGUCCAACUACAGCUCCCAAGCCAGCCUUCAGGUCUUCCCCUCCGUCUUCGGAAAAAGUGACCCACAAACCCUUGGUCCUUCCUACUUCCCCAUCAAAAAGUCUUUCCUCACCAAACCCAUCCCCGGCUGCUUCCCCGCUGUCGCCCAAAGCCACUUCACCUGGCCCAACGUCACCAAGACCAGCGUCCACGUCUCCCAAACCAGUUCCUGCUCUCAGGCCCGUUCCCAAGCCAAGAAAGUCUGAACUUCCAACAGGUGCCGACACAAAACCCUUAGUCAAGGAAGUGAAAGAGGAAGAAGAGAAGGGGAAGGGGACAGAAGAGGUUGCAAGGGCAGGAUCGGCAAAGAGUACAUCAGCAGUUGUUCAGGAGAAGACAGAGGCAGAUGCUGCAAAGGUUGACAGCAAAGAACAGCCACCUGCUGCUGAGGAAGACACCAAGCCUCUUGAAGAAGCAGUUGCAGCCAAGAAGACCAAAUCAGAAUCAGAUGAAGAUGCCUCAGCAGAAAAGAAGCAAGUGGAAGAGUCUGUCCAGGACCAAGCAAAGAACAAAGAAGAAGAUAAAAAACUGGAGGACAGCUCAAAGACUUCUGAGGAAAAGGAAGUAGUUGCAAAGGAGAAGCCACAGAAGGUAGAAGAUAGUCCUGCUGUCAGUUUGGAUGGAGACAAGAAUGCUGAAAGUGACAAAACAAAGGGUCCAGAAAGCACUCCUGAGGACUCGCUUGUCAGGACAGGGUCAACAUCCAGUGAGAAAUCUUCUCCGCUGAUCUCAUCAGGGAGUCUGAAGGAUGUGGAGAAAACGACAGAACCUGUUAUUGCACCAAAGAAAGACUCAAUAAAGAGCCCCUCCCUACCCAUAUCGCCAAAGUCAAUAGGUACAGAUGGCUCACCAAAGAGAUUGUCUUCGAAACCCAAGCCUGCUGUACCACUUUCUACUAAACCAAGGCCAGCUUCCAUCUCAAAGAAGCCAGUGCUCCCUCCACCCAAACCAGAUGGCAGCAUAGCCGAUCAUAGGAGGUCUUUGAAACCUGUCACAGCAAGAAAACCUGAAGCAAAAGAAAGAACAUCUCUUAUAGGAUUACACAACUCGGGUCCAAAAGAGAGCAAUGGUGAGAGCACGGAGAGCAUACCACCAAAACCUAGUGAUUUGAAGAGGGCGUCAAAGACGUCCAUCAACGGACAAACUCCCAAGGAAUCCAACAAAACAGCAGUCACACCAGUGGAGGAAGAAAAGGACGAAACGCCAAAGGAGAAAGAGGCCAUCUUUGUUUGAAACACCAGCCUUAUUGAUACUAGUCCAGGGGCAAAAAUAACCAAGGAUUUUGAUUGCCAAUCCAAAGACAACCUGAUCGUUGACACAGUUCUUCACCAGUCUAACUUUGCAAUAUCUGUGGUAGGCACCUUAGCCUCAGCCUCUUUUGGUGAUGU
This is a messenger RNA of Lytechinus variegatus (green sea urchin), 5889 nucleotides long. Its product is annotated as F-actin-uncapping protein LRRC16A-like. The record is from RefSeq and is a predicted model, not a curated record. NCBI's taxonomy places the organism in Eukaryota, Metazoa, Echinodermata, Echinoidea, Temnopleuroida, Toxopneustidae. The transcript has 34 exons. Gene Ontology annotation, molecular function: protein binding. The coding region runs from base 212 to 5734 and encodes 1840 amino acids. Gene Ontology annotation, cellular component: lamellipodium; plasma membrane. Gene Ontology annotation, biological process: regulation of Arp2/3 complex-mediated actin nucleation; cell migration.